AUGAAUUCGCAGAGGAAUGGAAAAGGGAUAUCAUUAAUUCUUCAUAGAAAACAAAAUUCAAAAUCAUAUUCAGAAUUUAUUUGCGAAUCAUCUCCAACAAGUCCUAAAUCUAUAACUAAUUUCUUGUCACAUAACGGUCCGAUUGUUGAAUAUGUUAGAUGGCAAGAUGUUAGCGAGACAUCGGCCAAGGCCACGGAACUGUUUUCAAGGAUGCACCAUGAAAUUAUAUUAACCAUUUUGAAAGAGUUAGAUUUUACUGAUAUUUUGGCCUUUUAUUGGUUAGGAUUCGAAAAAGUUUUAAACCGUUACAAUAUCGAACCAGAAUUAACCGAAAAAUUCAAAUCUAUCGAUGACGAUACACUGAAUUUAAAACGAGCUUAUAUGACAUUAGUUCCGGGAGCACUAGUUCAAGAAGUAGUGGUAGCUCAAACAAUGCCUCAAGGAGUAGGCGGAUACAAUAUAGAGCGGGGAGGUGAUGAAUAUAUUGACAAAGCACACAAGACUCCAAAAUUACUUUCAAAGUUUGAAAAGGGGAAAGAAACUGUACAAAAUG
Racocetra fulgida is the source of this 553-nucleotide messenger RNA. NCBI's taxonomy places the organism in Eukaryota, Fungi, Glomeromycota, Glomeromycetes, Diversisporales, Gigasporaceae. The record is from the annotation of a GenBank genome assembly.